Molecule: messenger RNA, 4235 nt
Organism: Gymnogyps californianus (California condor)
Lineage: Eukaryota; Metazoa; Chordata; Aves; Accipitriformes; Cathartidae
Gene: POP1
Product: POP1 homolog, ribonuclease P/MRP subunit
Exons: 15
Coding region: 87-3143 (1018 amino acids)
Biological process (GO): tRNA 5'-leader removal
Cellular component (GO): ribonuclease MRP complex; nucleolar ribonuclease P complex
Source: RefSeq, a predicted model, not a curated record
CAGCCCCCGCCGGCGGCCUUCAGGCCUGUCUGAGGGGCGGAUUGGUGUGACCCUCCUCUCCCUACACCCCCCGGGCCCUGCCGGAGAUGUCUGGGGCGAGGGAGAAGAAGCGGGCCAAGAGGAUGAGGAACCAGCCGGCCAGCGUCACCCUUCCCGCAGAGCCGGGGCCCUUCUCCGGCGGCGGGAGCAGAGCCUGCCCGCCCGCAGGAGAUGUUCGUUCUGAGCAGCAGUAUCAGCAGCAGAAAUUUUCGAAUCAGUCAUCUGGGCCUUCUUACAGGAAAGACCACUAUUUUCCAAAAGGGCAAAAUAGAGGAGAGAGAGGCAGAGGAAGAGGAGGAUGGCAAGGAGGACGCCAGAGUGUUUCUGAAGAAAUGCCAAAAUACAUAACAGUUCUUUUCAUUCCAGUGUCUACCUUUGCUCAAGCUCGUGCUGCUGAGAUCAAUGCCAUGUUGAAAGCAGUUGCGCAGAAGUCUUCAAACUCUCUAGUUUUCCAGACUCUACCUAGGCACAUGCGAAGGCGAGCUAUGAGUCACAAUAUUAAACGCCUACCCAGGCGGCUCCAAGAGAUUGCCAGGAAAGAGGCGGAGAAAGCUGUACAUCAGAAAAAAGAACAGUCAAAGACUAAAUGUCGCAAAGCUAGAAGGCGCCACAUAAAUUUGGUAGCAGAGUUUAAUCGCAGGCAAAGAAAGAAUAUUUGGCUGGAAACACAUAUUUGGCAUGCAAAGAGAUUUCAUAUGGUAAAGAAGUGGGGAUACUGUUUAGGAAAUAGCCCUACGGAGAAGAGCUACAGGGCUUGUUACCGAGCCAUGACAAAACACUGCCUUCUUCAGGAUUUAUCAUAUUAUUGUUGCCUGGAGUUGACUGGUAAAGAGAAUGAGCUUCUGAAGCAACUUGCUCGAAUAUGUAGCAUUGACACAGGAUUAACAUUUGAAGAGGCUUGUUGUCUGUCUGGAAGAUUCGAGGGUUCUCUGAAUCUUUACCGAGCAGAUCGCUAUCCUGACAAUAUGCUUGGUCCUGUUACAUUUAUUUGGAAGCCCAGGGAUGGGUCUGAAAACAGACAGUUGUGGAUCUGGAUGCAUCCAGCUCUCAAACAGGACAUACUGAGAGAGUUAAAAGCAAUUUUUCAGUGUUCAGAGCCUGAAGAAAUCUCUAUUCCUGAGCCUGUUACAACAUCAAUUCAAGAGGAAAAACAAAUGGAUGUUGUUCUAAGCCUUGGCAAGAAAAGAAAGAAGGAGGAUAAAGAAGGAGAAAAAGCUGUGCCAGUGAAAAAAAUAAUUGGUGAUGGCACUAGAGAUCCAUUCCACUCCUACUCUUGGGUCUCACAGACUACUGGCAUUGUGAUCAGUGACAGAACCAUGGAGAUUCUCAGAUACCGGCUUAUUGGCCCAUUAUCACACUCCGUCCUUACAGAGACCUUGAAAGCUGCUUCUGUCCAAACAGAGAUGGCGGAUUCAGAGACGGAACUGAAUAACUGGUGGGUAGAAAACUGCAAGGACUCUGAAAAAGUAUCUCUUCAUCAACGUCAAAGUGCUGUCUUUGAGCUAUUAGAAGGAAUAAGUUCACCAUCAGAAAUGCCACCAGGUACAAUACUGGGCCUCACUGUUGGAGAUCCUCGAGUCAAUUUGCCAAAAAAGAAGACAAAAGCCAUGCCAGACUUUGAAAAAUACCAAGAUAAUGAUAAAGUUAGGCAGCUGUACCUGGAGGGUGUACCUGUAGACUGUGCUCACAGCUUUAUCUGGGACCAGGACAUCUGUAAGAACGUCACUGAAAAUAAAAUCUCAGAGCAGGAUUUAAACCAUAUGAGAGCUCAAUUACUGGUACCUGGAUCACACCUUGAUUUGGGUCCUUGUGAAUCUAAGAUUCCCAUACUGUUGGUGCAGCAGCCAGGGAAAAUGGCUGGAGAAGAUCGACCAGGAUGGGGGAGUGGCUGGGAUAUCUGUCUCCCAAAGGGCUGGGGCAUGGCUUUCUGGAUUCCUCUUAUAUAUCGAGGUGUACGAGUCGGUGGCUUGCAAGAGGCUUUAAAGCAUUCUGAAUAUCAAAGAACACCUCACACUCCAAAUGAUUUCCCAGACUGCCAGGCAGGAAUGCAGUUUGCUAAAGAACUGGAAACCAGUCUUCUUGAAAAAUUCAAACGACGUCCACCUGCAAAAAGGGCAAAUUAUGUCAAGCUGGGUACUCUGUCCCCUUUCGUCUGUCCUUGGGGGCAGCUGACAAAGAACUGGGAAGGAAGAAUGAAAGCUUCAGGAGAAUUUGUACGUCCUUCUUCACCACACCCUGAGUGCUGUGCAACUGAAGGGCAUAGCUUUUGUGACCCCAAAGCCGAAGUGGUCAAAGAAGCUUCCCCUGAGACUGGUGAGGUAGAGGAGACCAUGGAAAUAACAAGCUCUGAAGGUGCCCUGAAGACAGAGGAUGUUACAGGCACCCAAGACUUCGGUGAGAGAGAUGAAACUAUGACAAGUGACUUUAUUGUUCUCAGGAGCGAGAAACUACUAAUGCAGUUAUCAGCCUGGUGCUAUCCCACUGCUGGAAAAGAUCGGCGAGUCCGCCUUGUUUCUCGACUGGGACAGAAGGAAAUGACUGAAGAUGUCUUUUUGCCAAUCUUGAUGAGCUAUCCAAGGGCUCUCGUAUGGGUCAACUUGUCUCUCUUGAGAAAGGGGAACCCUGAAUUACAUGCCAUGAUUUGCAUCCCAACAGAAGACGACUUGCUGCAUCUAAGCAAGGACAAACUCUUCUGUGGUCCUCAAGAACCCAAACAUCGUGACAUACUCAAGCACAAAGUACAGAAACUAAAAGAGGAGGAGAAGAAGAAGAAGAAGAAAAUGGGUAACACGAAGGCUCUAGAAGGUGACCCUCCAAGCGUUCCAGAUAAAGAAACAACUGAGGAGCAUGAAGACCUCAUUCUCGGUCUUUGGUCAGAUGCUCUCCCAGAUGUUACUUCCCACUGCUCCAGAACUCUCUUGGGAUAUGUCACUCGAGGGGAUUUUUCAUUGGCUGCAGGCUGUGGAGAAGCACUGGGUUUUGUUAGCUUGACAGGGUUACUUUAUAUGUUACACAGCCAGCCAGCAGAUAAAAAAGGGCUCGUUUUGUUAAGAACUCCAGCAUCUUUACAGUACAGAUUUGCAAGACUUAAUAUUGAGGUUUAAGUAUCAUUGCAAUGCAGUAGAAUGCCAAAAAUACCAAAGAAUGUCUGUUUUGUCUUCUGUGGCCUUUCUGAUAUGUCUCAAAUUUGAGGUGAUUCUGAGCCCCAACAACAUCUUGAGGAUUAUGAAAUUAUGAAAUUAAAAAGCUUUGUAGCAUUAUUCAUGAAAAUAACUAGUGCAUAAACAGACCUACUGUUACUUUUGAUGCCUGCAUUGCUAAGCAUUUCUAACAGUAACGCAUCCAUUAUCAUGAUCUUUAUCUCUAAAGAAGCGUAUUGUUCAUUUUUCACCUCAGCACAGUGGAUGCUAUAACAAUACACAGAAAAUUAUUAUUUUCCUUUUAGAAGCCUUUUGGUCAGAUGGAUUGUAACUUUCCAGUGUACUUUCACAUGUAACUGCAUGCGAUCUGGACCAGUGUAUAUAGCAAGUGGCUUUUCCCGAUUCCUUGUGACUGAAUACAUGUGGCUGCAGUGGAACAGAGCUAAGUAGAGAGACCUAGCACAGAAAGCAGAAGCGUACUUACUGUGGUGGAAAAGCUCUAUGCUUAAAUGAAAUGCAAAUAAAAUAUAGCCCAGCUAUAUAGUCUUGAAUUAUAGCAACUGGCACUCUUAAAUUGGAAAGCAUAUCAGUCUCUCUCUCUAGUCUGAGAGAGAAAACACUAUUUUUGAAAGGUAAUAAGCCUUUCAGAUGCAAAUUGCUGUUGGUGGGUCAGCAUACGUUUUCUGUUAAUAAUAGGGGAUAUUUUGGUUCCUUAAAACACGAGAUUAUUUUUGUAUGGAAUGUGCUAGGAUUGAAGGUUUCUUCAUGUUACAGCACGGUUUAUGAAUGUUGUUCAAACAGUCAUAAAACUUGUAAAGUAUGCUGGGGGGUGAGGGGAGAAAGGUGUUUGAUUUGACGGGCAGUGUGGGUGGGUUGGUUGGUUGAUUUUGGUGUUUCGUUGGGGUUUUUUUAAUGAUAGCCUUAAGUUUCUAGCCAUUCUUAAGUGGCUUGAAAACGAGUUUACAAUAAUACACUGUAGUUUAGUAGCAGCAUGAUACAAAUAUGUGCCAGUUGGUAAAAUUACCCUGAAAUGAUCAUGUACAAAUAAAAAUGAUU